UCAUCAGUGUGCGCGAUCUUUUCUGUUUUGCUUCCCAGGCCCACAUGACAGAAAAGAACGUGGCUUUUUCCUUUCACAGAAAUCUUUCGCUGUUUUUAUGACUGUGGGAAACAUGUUUAAUGAAGAUGCAGAAUGGAACGACGAAGAAGACGCUUUAAUCCUGAGUAAAAACGUCUUUGGUGGCACUCAGAAAAGGAACAGCAGCUCAAAUGUUACACCCAAGAUUGUGGGUAAGAAGAGCCUGCUGCGGACACUGCGGACACUGGGACCAGUACCAGAGUGGAAGAGCAGUGAUCAUGUCCAGAAGAGUGACAGUGAGGCUGAAGAUGCUCCGGCUGCAAGAACAAAGAAAAAGAGACGAAAGAAGAGAAAACCUGCAGAGACAUCAGAGGAGCAGCAAAACAGUGCAGAUCAAUCUGUCGAAGGCAAACCUGCGUCAACAAAGAAGAAGAAAGGGAGCAAAGCUGAGAACCUAAAGAAAGAGCCCACGUCUGCUGGAGAGACAAAGGACGAAGAGAUCACAGAAUCUAUGAAAAACGAACCACCGAAUGUGGAGAGAUUGAGCAGAAAACAGUGGAAAAACAAGAUAAAGAACAAGAGAAAAUGUAAAAACAAAUACCGCUCCAAAAGUCUGGAGGACGGUGUAAAUAAAACCAAGAAUGCAAGUGAAGAAGAGCCAAAGCAAAAACUUGAACUAGAUUCACACAGCAGCAGUAAUAACAAUGACCACUUGAUUCCAACAACUAGCCUAAAAAAGAAAAAAGGAGGAAAUAAACCACUGAAAAGAAAAAACUCAGACGAGGUUGUGUUUUCUCCAGGAGGCCAAAAGAAGCAAAAAGCAGAAAAUAACACGGAGAGUAAAAAUGCAACACUUGAACCUUCUGAAGAUGGGUUACACCAGGAAGUAGAGGAACCGUCUAUAAAGAUUGCAAAUCAUGAGCUAAAAAUACAGAGAGUUGAGCUGAGCAAAGAACAGAGUCUGAAAAGGCAGAAGCUGCGGAAUAUGCUGUGCUCCCCCGCAGCAGUUAAGGAGAGUCCAGCGGAGCAGACAGACUCAGCGGCUGCAGGGCCGGAGGAAGAGAAACCAGAGGAGGUCAAACUCAGUCGCUCGGAUAUCUUGCGAUCCCGCAUGGAGCAGCGCUUGGAAUCCGCUCGUUUUCGUUACAUCAAUGAAGUUCUGUACAGCUCGUCCAGCGGCGAGGCGAAGCGCAUGUUUCAGCAGGACCCAGAGGCCUUCUGGGUGUACCACAAAGGCUACACCUCACAGGUUCAGAGAUGGCCAGUCAACCCAGUGGACCAAAUCAUCUCAUACAUUCAGAAAAAGCCCUCAUCUCUGGUGGUUGCAGACUUUGGAUGUGGUGACUGUAAAAUAGCCCGCAGCGUGAAGAACAAAGUGCACAGCUUUGACCUGGCAGCCACCUGUGAGCUGGUCACAGUUUGUGACAUGUCCAAGGUUCCUCUGGGCGACGCCUCUGUGGACAUCGCUGUGUUUUGUCUGUCUCUCAUGGGAACCAACUUGCCAGACUUCUUAGCAGAGGCCAAUAGAGUCCUAAAAAACGGGGGGGUUCUCAAAGUCGCAGAAGUGGCAAGUAGGUUUGAAAAUGUGCGGAACUUCAUCACUGCGCUCUCAAAUCUGGGAUUCAAGAUGGUGUCCAAGGAUGCUCAAAACACUCAUUUCCACUCAUUUGAGUUCAUAAAGACGGGAAACGCUCCAAAGAACGUGAAGAAGUUUGGAGUACAACUAAAGCCUUGUGUCUACAAGAAAAGAUGAGAUCAUCAAAUAUUGUGUUGUUUUUUUUAAUUAUCAUUGGUGUUGAAUUGCUUUCAGUUUGUAAAGGAGCAAAAAAAAAAACUGCUUCAGAAAAAACGUUAGACACGCCUCGCCUGGUAACUUGUCUGCUGAAAAUGGCUGAUUUGCAAAGCAAAAGAAAGCAAGAAAGCCAUUUGUUACUUCAGUCAUUAAGUUUGAAACUUUGUAAGUCUCUAUUCUUUUAUAAAAAUCCACCAUCCAUUUGAGAACAUUUUGUAAAGUUUUACAGAUUAAUGUUUUGCAGCAAUUGUUUCAGUUUAAUUUAAUACCAUUUUUUAAUGUACAGAUACUUCUUUAGAUGUCAGGGAUGUGCAUUGGUUUAGCUCUAAUGAGUUAAAUAGAUAAAAUGGAUAGAUCUGAGAUUUAUAUGACAAAAUUCUUUAGGGAAAGUUUUACAGGAAUGUCCUUGUAUUCUUUGACUCUUAUUUCAACUGCCAGUUGUUUUUCUUCAUCUUUCCUGAAAAGAAAAUACAUUUCUUUAAAUUGA
This is a messenger RNA of Oryzias latipes (Japanese medaka), 2297 nucleotides long. It is a transcript of the gene rrp8, whose product is annotated as ribosomal RNA processing 8. Gene Ontology annotation, biological process: rDNA heterochromatin formation; regulation of transcription by glucose; cellular response to glucose starvation. Gene Ontology annotation, cellular component: nucleolus; chromatin silencing complex; rDNA heterochromatin. Lineage: Eukaryota; Metazoa; Chordata; Actinopteri; Beloniformes; Adrianichthyidae. Gene Ontology annotation, molecular function: methyltransferase activity. The record is from RefSeq and is a predicted model, not a curated record.